This is a messenger RNA of Orbicella faveolata, 703 nucleotides long. RefSeq lists its product as uncharacterized. The record is from RefSeq and is a predicted model, not a curated record. Lineage: Eukaryota; Metazoa; Cnidaria; Anthozoa; Scleractinia; Merulinidae.
CAAAGCGCGAACCAGAUUUGCGAGCCAUAAAACUUCAAGGUUUCAGCAAUCAAACUGAACUGCGAGUCAGCGAUGAAAGUACUCCUUUUAGUAACGGGUGCGAUUCUUUGCUUUUGGCUGACCUAUGCCGAUGGAUUUAGCUGUUAUUUGUGCAAAGGCAUGCAGUCCUCCUUGCAAGUGUGUGAUGAGAAGAUCUCGAAGGCUCAUUGUGCUACUCAUGCCAAAGGUGCUGACCGUUGUGGAAUCUUCUCCUUCCUAAACGCCUCUGGAAUCCGAGUUUAUGGCAAGAGCUGUGUAUAUCAGAGAUUUUGUGAAAGUCCAGUGAAUUUCUGUAAUAGCGUGUCUGAGGAUUUUGGAAAAUCAGAAGAGUGUAAAAUCGAGUGUUGCAGCGAGGAAUUCUGUAAUUAUAACCACAGCAGUACUUCACCCGAAGUGCCUAUGGACGAUGACGACUCUGAAGAUUGUGACUGGAUAGAUGCAGGCACGUCGUUGAGUGUCAGUGGCUUUCUGAUUGGAGCAUGCGCAAUGUAUGCGGCCAUGACAAUGGUCAAAUAAACUUUGAGGUAGAGCUACUAUACAGUUAAAAUCACUAAUCAACUGUCUGUGAGCUUUCAAACAGAUAGACGGAAACUAGCCACGCUAACGUUUUGCGAUUUAUUAUCAAGUAGCUGUUAUUAAUAAAGUUACCUUCUAAAAACGCCAA